This is a messenger RNA of Perca flavescens (yellow perch), 7763 nucleotides long. RefSeq names its product bromodomain containing 4 (gene brd4). The record is from RefSeq and is a predicted model, not a curated record. Gene Ontology annotation, cellular component: chromatin; nucleus. NCBI's taxonomy places the organism in Eukaryota, Metazoa, Chordata, Actinopteri, Perciformes, Percidae. The transcript has 19 exons. Gene Ontology annotation, biological process: chromatin remodeling; regulation of DNA-templated transcription. The coding region runs from base 567 to 5306 and encodes 1579 amino acids.
AGGAAGCAGCAGAGCCAUUUUUACUGUUGAGUAACUGCAUGCUGGUCUGCGUGUGCUGGAGAGAGUGAGAGAGCGAGCUAGAGGAAUAAAGUGCUCCACCUGGAUCUUAUCGGAGCCCUCUCUCGCCUUCCCUUCUAAUUCUUGGUUUCGGCUUGUGUCCAUUUAAGUUAGGGAGGCCCUGGAGAGGACACACAAUGGAGCGAAGAGCCUGUGGCAACUGGGCCGUUGUACUACUGAGAGGGGGAUGGGGUAGAGAGAGGACCGGUUCACACAGCUAACACAGCCUGCCGGCUGUAGGCUUCAACAGCCUUUCCUCCCCGCCUGGACCCACUGUUUCCAGGCUGGGGCCUUUUUUUUGUGGAUCUGCCACCCUCAAACAACGCUUGGACUACACUAAGGAUUAAUUACCGUGUUUUGUGGGAUUUUAGGAUACAUACUGGAGCCUGAAGAAUAAUACCUCCCUGUGUUUUGGAUAAGAGAAACGAAAAAACAAACUUCGGUGUAGUUCUUCUUGCCCGUUUUUGGUUUCUGUUUCAGUUUAGUGGAGUUCGUAAAAGGAUUACAAGAUGCAUGCCAAGUCAAACGAUUUGCUGGAUUUUCAAAAACUGGAUGCCCUCCUGGAAAAAAUUGCACAUUCAGUCUCUGUGAAAAGAGAGUCCAGCGAGGAGUGCAAUGGGAUCAGCGGUGCUCUGUCAGUGGAGUCUGUGCCGGGGCCAAGACUGAAUUGGUGUCCUGCCAACACCACUACCCCUGCCCCUGCCCCUGCAGCUCCAGCUCCUGCUCCGGGGCCCGAGCCCGCGCCCAACCCUGUUAGAAUGGGGGACGGCCUGGAUGCAGCGCAGAUGUCGGGCAGCGGCAGCAGCCAGGGGCAGGCCCAGCAAAUGGGCAACCCCCCACCCCCAGAGUACAUCAAUCCCAACAGGCCAAAGCGCCAGACCAAUCAGCUGCAGUACCUGCUCAAGGUGGUGGUGAAGGCCCUGUGGAAGCACCAGUUUGCCUGGCCCUUUCAUAUACCAGUGGAUGCGAUCAAACUUAACCUGCCUGACUACUACACAAUAAUCAAAACUCCUAUGGAUAUGGGAACAAUCAAGAAAAGGCUUGAGAACAGUUACUACUGGAAUGCCCAAGAAUGUAUCCAAGACUUCAACACAAUGUUCACCAACUGCUACAUAUACAACAAGCCUGGAGAUGACAUAGUCUUAAUGGCUGAGGCUCUGGAGAAGGUUUUCCUCCAAAGGGUCACAGAAAUGCCUCAGGAAGAAACUGAGAUUGUUGUCAUGACCGGGAAAGGACGUGGCCGGGGCCGAAGAGACGGAGGUCUGAACUUGAAACCAGGACCCAUCAUUGAUUCUUCGUCCUUGACUCCUACAACACGUGGUCUGUCAAACCUCUCAGCAGCACCGCAGACCAGAGGACCAUUGCAGGGCCCACCUUCACUACCUCCCCAGCCUUUGAUGCAGGCCCUGCCGUCCCACGUGGCCCCAACAUUACCCAGCCAUGCACCACAGCUCGGAGCUCCCUACUCUCUGGGCCAAUCAGACUGUGCUCCUCAAGUUCCCAUCAUGACUUCUGUGCCUCCCCCUGCUCAGACCUCCCUUCCCCCAGCAUCCAUCCAGAGCACUGCCCCCAUGCUGCAGAGCCCUAUAACCAUGACCAAACAAAGAAAGAGCCAGAAAAGGAAAGCUGACACUACAACGCCCACAGCAAAUGACCAACUGAGUGAGUCUUCACCAGCAGAGUCCAAAUCUGGGAAGACACUACCCAGGCGAGAGAGUACUCGGCCUACAAAACUGAUAAAGAAGGAUGCUCCCGACUCCCAGCAUCACAUAGGCAUGGGGAUGGGACUGAGUGGACCAAGUGGAGGUCAUAGCCCCAAACCACAGGAUCAGCUGGGAUACUGCGCUAGUCUGGUUAGGGAUAUGCUGUCCAAGAAGCAUGCUGCUUACGCCUGGCCAUUCUACAAACCUGUUGAUGUGGCUGCACUGGGACUACACGAUUAUCACGAUAUCAUCAAAUAUCCAAUGGACCUCAGCUCCAUCAAGGCCAAGCUGGAGAAUAGGCAAUACCGAGAACCCCAGGAGUUUGCUGCUGACGUACGAUUAAUGUUUUCCAACUGCUACAAAUAUAAUCCACCAGACCACGAGGUGGUAGCUAUGGCACGCAAGCUACAGGAUGUCUUUGAGAUGCGCUUUGCCAAGAUGCCAGAUGAACCUGAGAGCAAGCCACUGGUUGCUGCCCCAGUUCCAACACUUCACCAUCCUGCCCCUGUUAAGCCCCAGCCUCCUUUGGCCCAUGUCGCCUCGUCUUCAGACAGCUCCAGUGACUCAUCCUCGGAGUCUGAGUCAUCCACAGAUGACUCGGAAGAGGAGAGAGCCCAGAGGUUGGCAGAGCUCCAGGAACAGUUGAAGGCUGUCCACGAGCAGCUGGCUGCCUUGUCCCAACCACAAGCCAGCAAACCAAAGAGAAAAGAGAAGGAAAAGAAGGAGAAGAAAAAAGAAAAGCAUAAGAAGAAAGGAGGCAUGUUGGGCCUUGUAGAUGAGAUCCAGGAUGCUACACCUGUUCCGCAGCUCUCUAAGAAGACCAAGACCAGUAACAAUAACAACAAAGAGGUCGUACCCAAGAAAAAACCCAGUAAAAAGGAAGGGAUGAAAAGCAAUCACCCCUUCAACCUGCUCCCGGUUCCUAGCCUGGAAGAAGAUUUGGGGGCCGCUGGGUCAUCAGCUACAGGGGAAAAGUGCAAGCCUAUGACGUAUGAGGAGAAGAGGCAGCUAAGCCUGGACAUCAACAAGCUUCCUGGUGACAAGCUCGGCCGUGUAGUGCACAUCAUCCAGUCCAGAGAGCCCUCACUCAAAAACUCAAACCCUGAUGAGAUCGAGAUUGACUUUGAGACGCUAAAGCCUUCCACUUUGCGCGAGCUGGAGAGAUAUGUGUCUUCCUGCCUCCGCAAGAAGAAAAAGGUUCCAGUUGAGAAGCCUGUGGAGUCAAUGGCUACCUCCAAAAAGACUGGAUCCUCUUCAGAGAGCAGCGGCUCCAGCACAGACAGCGAAGCUGAGGGGACAGGAAUAAUAAAGCAUCAGAAUCACAAGAAGAAGGGCCAGUCUGUGAAGGAGGGGAAGAAGACCCAUCCGCAUGUACACAUUCAGAGUGGCCCUGCUCAGACUGCGCUUCAUUCCCAAAUUGCAGGCCUUCAGUCCAGCAGUCAGAUGAAGCAGCAGCAUCAGCCAUCUCCCGCAGGCUUCAUUGCUCCCCCUGUAGCUGCUCUGGAGUCUUCCCAGUUACUGGAGACUAGCUUUGAGUCCCUGCCACCUUUCGGCCAGCCCCUUAUGCAUCUGUCCCACCACGCAGGCAACUCCUCCUCACCCUCACCCGCACCUCCACACCUCAACGCUCAUUCUGCAGGGCAAGUGUCCCCUGAGACCCACCCCUUCCUCAACCAGCAUCCCGUCCUCACAUCCCCAGCCUUGCACAUUUCCAUGCCUCAGCAGCCUUCUCGACCCAGUCACAAGGCAGCGCCUCUUCAUCCCAAACCCCCCCAGCAGCAAACGGCCCCUCCUCAGCAGCAGCCAACCCUGCAGCAGCAACAACUGCCUCAGCAGCAACUCCAGCCCCAGUCAGCGCCACCACCACCACCACCACCACCACCACACCACCAGCUUUCCUCCCAGAUUCUCCACCCUCCUCAGCCCCUGCACCAGCGGCCCAUGUCCCCUCCAACACUCACACCCCAGGGCUUGCUGUCUUCCCAGCCUCCCCAGAUGCUGCUGGAGGAUGAUGAAGAGCCAGGGUCUACAACGCCUAUGAACCAAGUACAAUUAUACCUGCAGCAGUUCCAGCAAGCCCGUCAGCCCCAGCAGUCCAUGCAGUUGCUCCAGGCCCAGGCUCGUCAGCAGCAACAACAGCAACAGCAACAACAACUGCAGCAGCAGCAGCAGCAGCAGCAGCAGCAGCAGCAGCAGCAGCAACAACAACAACAACAACAACAACAACCAGGACAGAUCUCUCUUCUGCAGUCUGUCCAGGGACAAUCUCAACUCUCCUCUCAGACCACGCUGCCUCCUCCCCGGCUCCCUAUUCAGUCCCAGGCUCAGCCAGCCCCUUCACAUCAGGCCCCGCCCCAAAUUCCUCUACACCAGUCCCACCACAUGCAGCACACUCUGCCGCAGCAACAGCAGCCACAACAGCAACAACUGAACUACCAGCAGGGUCCUGGACUAGCUGGUCCGUCCCAGGGAUCACAACACAAGGUAUCCAUGCCCACCAACAAAGCACAGCAGAUCAUCCAGCAGCAGCAAGAGCAGCCCUCCCCUCGCCCAACCAAGGCUGACCCUUACAACGCAGGUCACAUGAGGGACAACCCAUCCCCUCUCAUGAUGCAUUCCCCACAACUUCCCCAGUAUCCACCCGUGUCUCACCAGUCCCCACCUCACAACAUGCAGCCCAAAAAGCAGAGGGCCCCUGUGAGCCAUGGUGGGGUAAAGGAGGAGAAACUUCCUCCAUCACCAGUGAUCCGAGGAGAGCCAUUUAACCCUGCAAUGAGACCAGACCAUCACAAACAUCCUGAUAACAAGCUUUCUCAACCAGGCCACGGCCAACAGAAUGUAAAGUCCAUGGACAGCUUGCGACCUGUCAUCCGCUCCUCCCAGUCCAGUGGACCGCCCUCCUCUCUGCAAGACAAGGAUAAGUUCAAGCAGGAGUCCAAGAUGCCCAUUGCCCCCAAAAAGGUACAGGAUGUGAAACUGAAGAAUAUGGGCUCAUGGGCCAGCCUGGCACAAAAGUCCACAUCUACACCCUCAUCUGCAGUGAAGUCAUCAAGUGACAGUUUUGAGCAGUUCCGUCGUGCUGCCCGGGAGAAAGAGGAGAGGGAGAAAGCACUGAAGGCCCAAGCCGAGCAGGUGGAAAAAGACAGACUACGCAGAGAGCAGGACAAACUACGGGGUCGAGAUGAAGAGGACAUCAUGGAGCCAAGCAGAAGGGUGCACGAGGAGCCACGCAGGCGUCUAGAGCAGCAACAUGUUCAAGCUCCUUCGCAACAACAACAGCAACAGCAACAGCAACAGCAGCAGCAGCAGCAGCAGCAGCAGCAGCAGCAGCAACAACAGCAGCAGGAGCCCCAGCCAGCUGCCAUUCAGCAGCCUCCUCAGUCCCCCACACCGCCUCAGCCUGCCACACAGAACCCACUCGACCAACAGAGGGAGCUAGCACGCCGCCGAGAGCAGGAAAGGAGGAGGCGAGAAGCGAUGGCAGCAACUAUUGACAUGAAUUUCCAAAGUGACUUAAUGGCUAUCUUUGAGGAGAAUCUGUUUUGAGGAGAGGAGCAACUGAAACGAAACAGCAAAAAAAAGGAGAAAAAAAACUUGGGAUAAUGUAAACUUCCUCUAAAGAGAGAACUGGCGACCACGCACCACAGAGGGACACAGACUGUAUGUAGAUGUGACGGGCCCUCGGAGACCGAGUACAAACGCUGGACGGGCGCUCAUCGCUCGCUUUGCCCCUGUGGACGGAACACACAACACAUGGGAAUAGUCUCAUUGUUUUGGAUGUCAUUUCCUGGGAAUUUGGCAUUACCUACCUGAUAUCUCAUAACGGGAGAAAGAGACAACUUGGCACAGUUGCCUGCUUUGUCACUUGCCUCUUGUGCGUGGACCCAACAUAAAUUGCAAGAGUAAAGACAACUAUGAAACUAUGAAAAUGCUCUGAUAAUGUACUGACAGACCGUGCAGACGUGUUUUAAAACUGCCAGAUGUCUGAGGUGGUAAAGAAGACUGGUCUUUUAUGUUUUGAUUGUUGUAAGUGAACAAAUUAAAUGGUGGGGGGGGGGGGGCAACUUCCAUACUGUAAAUCAUGUAUAUUUCUCAGCAGAGAAGGUACAGUUUGCCUUACACCUCUUUCCUAAACAGACCAUUAUGUUCUGUGGCCUGCACACAUGGGAAAAACCAAUAACAUUUACAACCAGGAGUAGGAGCAGUGCAGAGCUUUUUUUCAUCAUCUUAAUAUCUACUGUAAAGAAGUAUUUUCUUAUACUACAAUAACGGUUUAUUUUGGAUCUUUUUUUUUUCUCUUUAGGUCUUUGAAUCUCCAUACUAUCACACUCCAUCACCUAUGUCUAUGCCAAACAACCCAUUAUCUUUUAUGCUAAAUUACUUGUCCUAAAACAUGGUAGGUAGCUAGUGACAAAAAAAACACAAAAAAAAAACCUGACUAUAUGCAUUAUCAUAGUUCCAUCACGUAUUUAUCAAAGACAGAAUCAGUUGAAGUUUUAAUCAUGCCUUGUAUUUUUCAUUUAAAGCUACUUGUAAGCAGAAGAGGGGAAAGGUCCGGCCGUUUCUGAACUUUAUUUGGAGUAUGAUUUCACUACAAGUGUCGCACCAUUCUUUGUAUUACACUUUGAGACAUAAUGUUGGAAAUGUUGAUAUCAUUGGCCUGUUUGCAACAGUCACACUACUGGAUCAGUUAAAAAAUGAGAAGGUGAGGAGCCCCUUGCUGUUCCCUCUGUGUGUGUGCUCUGAACUUGCCUAAAGAUUUUGACCACAUGUCAACAGGCAGAGUGCUCUAGGCAGGAAGGGGGCGAUCCGGGGAGUAAGACAGACACCGCCUUUCUGUAGCUGUUACUUGAAUCAGGUUUAGUAAAAAUAGCUGAAGGGACUGGAAGGAGCUCCCACUUAGUUUAAAUUCUAAUUGACUGAGGGCACACUGUCAACAAUACAAAAUAAAAAGACAAACAAAAGUUAAGAAAUGUAAAACUCUGAAAAAAAGCUGUUUUGAUUUAUAUCUUUGUUCUUGUUCGAUAAUAGUGGAUGUGAGUUAUAAUUCUGUUCUUGGAGACAUUGGACCGGGGAUGGGUUGAAAUCGGAAUGCAUCUCGUCCUCUUCACUUGUCUCUUAUGGUGUUUUUCUCCAGUGCCUGUAUUGUAUUGCAAUUCUCGUUGGCUUAUAUUACACUUUGAGGUGAGGUGGGGGGGGGAGGUUUAGAAAGGGGGCAGGUCAGGAAUGGGUGGUGUAAUAUUUGAAUGGGGAGGGAGAUUUUUGAAAGAGUUUGUGUAAAAAAAAAAAAAAAAAAAAAAACAAAAAAAAAAGGACAAGACAGUGUUUUAUAUUUUACCCGUUGUCAAUAUUCGGGUUUUAAAUUUAGUUUUAGCUGGACUUCUAUGAGUGUACACAUCUGACAGCUAAUUUCUUAUUUUGUUCAAUCAGCAGAUUUUAGGUAGAUAUGUUUCAGCGUUUCCACACGUCUGGUCUGUGAGUGUGACUGUGUAUAUGUGGACGGCUGUGUGACUGUUUUUUUUUUUUUUUUUUAAGUGUGUGGUGCAGGAGGCAUGUUCCCCGAUGUAGAUGAGCAUUCUAUUGAUGAGGAGAAUAAACAGAUAAACAGUACUUCAGGAGAACUUGAUUCUGUGCUUAAGUCACCUUUUUAAUUUCAUUGAAGUCCACCAUAUAUGAAAUAUAGAAUUUUUAUCAGACUGGUUUUGAAAGGGUAAGAAAAAAACUUCAUUCUUUUUUUUUUUUUUUUUCCUUUUCACAGUAACUGUUGGACAUAAUGUGCCAUGAGUUGUACAGAGAAUGUGCUGACCUGCAGCUCAGCCCAGAGUUUGCUUUAUUCAGGUAUUUUAUUUUGUGUUACAUUUGUUCUGUUUUGGGGGUUUUGUUCAAACAUUAACCUCAAUUUAUUGUUUGGUAUGUGAGUGGUCUAUUGAGGUCUGAUUCAGUCUGUUAUGAUCAUUGAAUAAACUCAUCUCUUUUAUAGAAAAUAAAAAAAAACUAAAUUCA